This is a messenger RNA of Pyricularia pennisetigena, 2496 nucleotides long. RefSeq lists its product as uncharacterized. Gene Ontology annotation, cellular component: chaperonin-containing T-complex; cytoplasm. Gene Ontology annotation, biological process: protein folding. Lineage: Eukaryota; Fungi; Ascomycota; Sordariomycetes; Magnaporthales; Pyriculariaceae. Bases 1 to 2496 code for a protein of 831 amino acids. The transcript is spliced from 6 exons. The record is from RefSeq and is a predicted model, not a curated record. Gene Ontology annotation, molecular function: ATP-dependent protein folding chaperone; ATP binding; ATP hydrolysis activity.
AUGUCGGCGGCGCAGCUUCUCAACCCCAAGGCCGAGUCCAGGCGGCGGGGCGAGGCUCUGAGAGUCAACAUUAGCGCCGGUGAGGGACUGCAAGAUGUCCUCAAGUCGAACCUUGGUCCCCUUGGGACAAUCAAGAUGCUUGUCGACGGUGCGGGACAGAUCAAACUCACAAAAGAUGGAAACGUUCUUCUUCGCGAAAUGCAAAUACAAAACCCCACAGCUGUUAUGAUCGCCAGAGCUGCCACGGCACAGGACGACAUCUGCGGUGAUGGGACAACCUCUGUUGUGCUUCUUGUUGGAGAGCUUUUAAAGCAGGCGGAGAGGCAUAUCCAGGAGGGUCUGCACCCAAGAAUCAUUGCGGAUGGCUUCGAAAUCGCGAAAAACGAGGCUCUGAAGUUCCUCGAUGACUUCAGGAUCCCUCGCGAUAUCGACCGUGAGCUUUUGAUCAGCGUUGCUAGGACUUCCCUGGCGACCAAGCUCAACUCGACCCUUGCGAACAAGCUUACUCCGGAUAUUGUUGACGCUGUGCUUGCCAUUUACAAGGCGCCCGCAAAGCCUGACCUGCACAUGGUGGAGAUCAUGAAGAUGCAGCACAGGACAGCCUCCGACACGCAACUGAUCCGGGGCCUUGUUCUUGACCACGGAGCGAGGCACCCCGACAUGCCCAAGAGAUUGGAGAAUGCCUAUAUCCUGACCCUGAACGUUGGCCUGGAGUAUGAGAAGUCGGAGAUCAACUCUGGAUUCUUCUACAACAGCGCCGAACAACGCGACAAGCUCGUUGAGAGCGAGCGGAGACACGUCGACGCCAAGUUGAAGAAGAUUGUGGAGCUCAAGAAAGAAGUGUGCGGCAACGACCCCAAGAAGAGCUUUGUUAUUGUCAACCAGAAGGGUAUUGACCCUCUUUCGCUUGAUGUGUUGGCCAAGAACGGCAUCUUUGCCCUGCGGAGAGCCAAGCGGAGAAACAUGGAGCGUCUGCAGCUUAUUGUUGGAGGCGUGGCCCAGAACAGUGUUGAGGAUCUUUCACCCGAGGUCCUCGGCUGGGCUGGCCUGGUCUAUGAGCAGCAGUUGGGAGAGGAGAAGUACACAUUUAUCGAGGAGGUCAAAGACCCCAAGUCGGUCACAGUGCUUAUCAAGGGCCCGAAUGCGCAUACCAUCACUCAGAUCACCGACGCUGUCAGGGAUGGCCUGCGAAGCGUCUACAAUACUAUCGUAGACAAGAGUGUCGUUCCCGGUGGUGGUGCUUUCCAGGUUGCUUGCGCGGCACACCUCCGCAGCGACGCUUUCUCAAAGACUGUCAAGGGCAAGGGCAAAUGGGGUGUCCAGGCGUUUGCCGAUGCAUUGCUCAUCAUCCCCAAGACUCUUGCCGCGAACGCCGGUCACGACAUUCAAGAAUCAUCAGACAAGCCGCCAUCAGCAGCUUUGGCAAGAUGCAAAGUCUGCAAGGACCUUAUGGUUCUCCUGUUGCAACUGAACGGAGAGCUCCCAGACCGUUUCCCAGGCCAUGAGAGGCGGCUCUACGUAUUUGCUUGCAGGAAAAAGGCAUGCCGGCGACAGGAGGGCUCAGUCCGGGCCCUUAGAGGCCUAAAGGCAUCUGCCGUGCCGAAUCCCUCUGCCGCGGCGGCAAAGACACCGAUGGAAAAGCCCCCGGCAGCCAAACCGGCGCAGCCUAGCACAGGACUGGGCGAGUCCCUAUUCGGGGUCAAGCCAUCUACUGGCGCCAGUUCUGGUGCAGCAAACCCUUUUGCGAACCCAUUCUCGACAAAACCACAGCCGGCCGCAGGAGCCAACCCCUUCAGCACCGCUAGCAGUAAACCAGAAGCCCCACCCGCACUCGAGGCGACACCCGCAAAGCCAGACGCAGAGACCAAGAGUCUACCGGCGACCUUUGCAGAGAAACUGAACAUCAACAACACACAACCCCCUGCCGGACCACCACCCCCACCGGAACCAUGGCCCACUGAGGACGCGCAGCCCAAGCCCUACCCGGUCUCGUGGAUCUCGGACGCCGAGUACGAAACGCUCGAGCCGACGCCGAUGCCCCGCGUGCCCACGGUCUCGAUGGACAUUGACGACCCGGCGGCUGGUGGCUCUGGCGGCAAGGAGGAUAAGGUGGUUUUUGAGAGCAGCAUGGACGCACAGUUCCAAAAGUUUGCGGACCGUGUCGGCGAGAACCCGGAGCAGGUCAUUCGCUACGAGUACGGCGGCAACCCCCUGCUGUACAGUAAGGACGACAAGGUUGGAAAGGCUCUGGAGGCUGGCAAGAUACCGUCUUGUGGGAACUGUGGUGCUGGCAGGGUGUUUGAGGUGCAGCUUGCGCCGCAUGCCAUUACGGAGCUGGAGCGGGAGGAGGAUGGGUUGGAUGGGAUGGAUUGGGGUACUGUGAUUGUCGCCGUUUGCUCCAAGGAUUGCCAGGAGAGAGGCGUGGGGGAUUCCGAGGUUGGUUACGUGGAGGAAUGGGCUGGGGUACAAUGGGAGGAGCUCACGAUGAAGAGGUAG